Molecule: messenger RNA, 1347 nt
Organism: Perca flavescens (yellow perch)
Lineage: Eukaryota; Metazoa; Chordata; Actinopteri; Perciformes; Percidae
Gene: sncb
Product: synuclein, beta
Exons: 6
Coding region: 156-551 (131 amino acids)
Biological process (GO): chemical synaptic transmission; synapse organization; synaptic vesicle endocytosis
Cellular component (GO): neuronal cell body; cytoplasm; axon terminus
Molecular function (GO): cuprous ion binding
Source: RefSeq, a predicted model, not a curated record
GAAUGUUGUAGUUUGGGCUGGUACAGCACAUAAGGCGCUAUUUUCCCUUUGUAGGACAGUAUGGUGGUAAUACUUUACUAGGUUACCUCCUUGCAGGACAUGGCACAUAAUGGCCGGAUGUCCACAGCCUGUCCACUCAUGCUCACCGAGACCAGAUGAGACGACAGGACAAUUUCAAGGAGAUUUAUUCGGCCAAGAUGGAUGUCUUUAUGAAGGGUUUGUCUAAAGCGAAAGAGGGGAUGGCUGUGGCCGCGGAGAAGACCAAGGAAGGAGUUGCGGUUGCGGCUGAAAAGACUAGAGAAGGAGUUAUGUUUGUAGGUAACAAGGCCAAAGACAGCGUGGGCACAGUGGCUGAGAAGACCACUGGAGCCUACGGGAACUUUGCCGCUGCCACUGGCCUCGGGAAAAAGGACGAGUUUCCUGCUGACAUGAAUCCUGAGGAGUACGGGCAGGAGGCCAUGGAGGGCCAGGGAGAUGCAAUGCUGCAGCCAGAAGGGGAGACAUAUGAUGAGUCCCAGCAGGAGAGCCAGGACUACGAGCCAGAAGCAUAAAAGCACCAGUCCAAGCCACCAACCAACCAGCAGCACAAUAAUAUUUCUAACAAUAAAAAGGACAAAUGCUGAAACCAUUACAAUUAUACCCUGUUGCAAAAAAACACAACAAAAAGACAAGCAUUCCCACUGAAAAAUGUUCUUCCUUCAAGACAAAUCUUUUAUUAUUAUAUAUUGUAAAUGUCAUGUUAUUAAUGUAAUGUGUUGGGUGUAGGUAUUUAUUGAGAUGUAGGAGUUGUCCUCUCUGUCUCAUUUCCUUGACUCCCUCCCAAUGAAAUGAGACCAGAGCCAGGGCUUGUGACUUUGUGCUUGUGUGUAUUGUAUAUUGUUUGUAUUUAAACAAAUGUGCAAUAGAUGUUCAUCCUCUUCCAAUGAGACAUUGGGAGUGGGAAAAAAUAAAUAUGUCCGGUUGCAAGCAGAUAUGAAAACAAUAAUAUCCUCCUGAGUGUCGACAAUGCCUGUUUGUGGAUUCUUUCCUUUUUUUCUGCAUUUCUCUGGAAAUUUCUUUGAACUUUUUUCAAUUAAGAGUUCUUUUUUUACAUUGUAUCUUUAUAGUUGCUCAUGAAAUCAUUCCAGUAAAUCUGUUAGAAAUUGACAGAGUAUACAUGUUUGUGUGUGUGUGUGUGUGCGUGUGUUUGUGUGUACUGAAGAUUUUAACAAGUUAAAGUCAAUAUAUUAUGUCUUGAAAUCAUAAUGGUUGUCAUAUCAAUAUGUGCUUUAAAUUGCAGGACUUGUCAGUAUAAAGGUUUAUGUGUUAAGCCAAACAUACAUUCCUCUGUAAAUAAAAAGUAAAAAA